This is a messenger RNA of Melitaea cinxia (Glanville fritillary), 561 nucleotides long. It is a transcript of the gene Tim9a, whose product is annotated as mitochondrial import inner membrane translocase subunit Tim9-like. The record is from RefSeq and is a predicted model, not a curated record. The coding region runs from base 209 to 484 and encodes 91 amino acids. The transcript is spliced from 3 exons. NCBI's taxonomy places the organism in Eukaryota, Metazoa, Arthropoda, Insecta, Lepidoptera, Nymphalidae.
CGCAGAGUAUAGUAAUAGUUACUUAAAUACUCUUUGAUAGUUACAGAAAGCUGGCACUACUGAAGUACUGAUACCUCCUAAAUUACUAACCUCGAAUUUCUGAAUCCUAGUUAUAAGGUCUAAUUAAUUUCUUUUUGAAUGAAAUUAUUAUAAUAUAAAAUUAUUUGAGCGAUAAUAAAAAAUAUUUGAGCUAUAUUCAUAAAUUACGAUGGCUGCUCCAGCACAAAUGAGUGAAGCUGAUCAAAUAAAAACGUUUAAGGACUUUUUAGUGCAAUACAACAAACUAUCUGAACUUUGUUUUAAUGAUUGCAUUCACGAUUUCACAUCAAGAAAUCUGCGACCAUCUGAGGAAAAAUGCACAGUGAAUUGUAUGGAAAAGUAUUUGCGUACAAAUCAACGAGUAUCACAAAGAUUCCACGAGUUCCAAAUGAUAGCUAAUGAGAAUAUGCUUGCUUUAGCUCAGAAAUCAGGAAAUCCAAGCUAAAGUUUUAUAGUUAAUUUUAGUAUUAUCUUAUUAGUGUUUCUGUUUGAAUGUUGUCAAAUAAAAUGUUGUUGAACAAA